Messenger RNA from Cyprinus carpio (common carp), 1456 nucleotides. RefSeq names its product mid1-interacting protein 1-B. The record is from RefSeq and is a predicted model, not a curated record. Gene Ontology annotation, cellular component: cytosol. Gene Ontology annotation, biological process: regulation of lipid biosynthetic process. NCBI's taxonomy places the organism in Eukaryota, Metazoa, Chordata, Actinopteri, Cypriniformes, Cyprinidae.
GUCUCAUGAAUAUUCAUAAGCGGCAUAGAGCUACAUGCGGCCUCACCCUCGAUCCGUUGCUAGACGAGUGUGUUAUCUUUCAGCGACUUUAUCAUCGGUUUCCUUGGACUUUGCCGGACGUUUUCGGAUUUAAGGGAAGACGAAUAUCAGCAAAGGUUACAUUAUCCGGUUACGACCUGGUUACACGUUUGAUUGAUGUGUGCAAGCCACGCCCUUGCCUUAGAUCCACCUGCGCUUUCAGAAACUCACUUUAGUGAAGCGCACAAGUAACCUGAGCACUCUCUGGACACGAUUUAUAGUGGAUAAACCCUCCAUUCGAUCUUUCUGGACCGUCCAGCCUAAGAACAACCAACGUUACCUUAUCUACUGCUGCUCUUCGUUCUGCCUCUGAUCAAAACCCUCCAGGUCAAUAAGACAGCAAAGAUGAUGCAAAUCUGCGAUUCCUACAACCAAAAAAACUCCCUCUUCAAUUCCAUGAACCGGUUUAUUGGUGCCGUGAACAACAUGGACCAGACGAUUAUGGUGCCAAGUUUGCUGAGGGAUGUCCCAUUGGACCAGGAAGGGGAGAAAGAGGUGAGCUCCUUCCAGGAUGGGGACAUGUACGGCUCUUAUGUGCUCCUCAAAUCAAUUAGGAACGAUAUCGAAUGGGGUGUACUUCAGGCCGACGAGAGGCGUAAGGAAAAGCAUGGCGUGACGACGGCCCUGGAGAUGUCUCGCAUUGAACCGAACGAUGAGGACUUGGAGAAGCUGUUUCAUUUUCAUCUAAACGGACUGCACACGGUUCUGUCAAAACUCACCCGAAAAGCCAACACUUUAACAAACAGGUACAAGCAAGAAAUUGGUAUCGGUGGCUGCGGGAAUUGAAAUGAACUGGAGUUUACUCCAUCCAUUGCCGGUGGACUGCAAAAAAGUUCACAAGGGGGUGCAGCAGGGGCCGAAGCCAAAUGGGCCCCUGGUGGCUUCCGUGCAUCUUUAAUUCCCCGGAUCAGAAAAAAAGACUUGUACUCGACGCCGGUUUACAAGCACCCUUAAUUCCCCUGCUAAUAUCCCUUGAUAUUGUUUGCACAACCUUGAUGCUGGCUUGGAAACAGGCUUUUGAAAUUAAAUGCGAUUUAUUUAAGCAAACAGGCCAACAUUUAACAUUUAGAUAUGCAAAAGACAUUUCAUUGGUCGUUAUGGUAGUUUUGGCGGUGUAUUAAUGUAGAUUAUAACAGGUUGGGCUGAGAAUUAAUAUCACUAAUUAUGUAUGAAACGCACAUUUCAACACUGAAAAGCCACUGGUACUUUAUGACGUCAAUCGUUGAUGGAAUCAUAUGAUGGUUCUUAUGGAUGUUGACAGAUUCCUGGAGAUUACGUCACAGAUACUGUUGGUAAAAGUUCUAGAAGGAAAGUUGUGUCAUGUAUUUUUUUUUCUAUCACAAAGAUGGUUUGGAAAAUAAACAUUUUGUAAAUGCAA